ACAGCUUCUAGAUCUCUUGUCACGAAACAAUUCAAGUAAAAUUCUUCAUUUAAUGUCGAUCUCGACGAAAGGUCAGUCCGUCUACUAUUAAGCGGGAGCAAAUUAGUUAAGCCUGUGAAAAACGAAAUCUAGGUAUAAGCAAAUUCCACUGUCGUUGUCUUCGUCGGCCUCCUUAACGUCGUCCUUCUCGUGCCGGGUUUGAAAAGAACCUCACGUGUUCUGGACUCGUCUAGCUCACAUGACCCGAGUGUUUGUUCCCGUGAUCAACAUUUCCAUCUCUCAGUGUCACUGAAUAUCACUUUUAAACCCUGAUGGAUAUGCUCGAACAAGGUCUGGAAACCACUGCCAGUCACGAAAAACAAGAGGAAGAGGUUGUCCAAAUAACUGAAGAGAGCGCUGGAGGAGGGGAGCAAGCAGAGGUCACCAUAGCCAGUGUACAGCCAACUCAAGCGUUUGUGGACCACAACAUUCAGUAUCAGUUUCGCACAGAGAACAGUGGUGGACAAGUGACGUAUCGAGUUGUCCAGGUAACAGAUCAGCCACCGGAGGGGGGGGACGAGGGUGGAGGGCCGGUGAGCGUGGUUGCCACGGCGGCGUUUGCAGGAGGCCAGCAGGCUGUCACACAGGCAUUGAUCCAGAACCCAUUCAGUAAUGGGGGCAGCCCUGCAGGAGAAGCUGUUGGAGGGGAAACACGCUUUGCCUAUUUCCCAGCAGCCACUGUGAGCGACGGUACGGCCACAGCUGUGUCGGUUCAGGCCACCCCUGAUCCCUCGAUAACACAGGCUGGGGGUCAGUUCUACGUGAUGAUGACCCCUCCUGACGUCUUGCCAUCGGGCACACAACGCACCAUCGCUCCACGGACUCAUCCAUACACUGCAGAUGAAAUGGACAUCUUGCAACACGAAGGUUUAAAUUGGAAAAUGGACGCGCCUCGCACUCCCAGAGACGAGAGAAGGAGAGCACAACACAACGAAGUGGAGAGGCGAAGGAGGGACAAGAUCAACAACUGGAUUGUCACUCUCUCCAAAAUCAUCCCUGACUGUAACAUGGAAAGCAGCAAGAGUGGAGCGAGUAAAGGAGGAAUCCUGUCGAAAGCGUGCGAUUACAUUCGAGAGCUCAGGCAGAAUAACCAGAGACUGCAGGAGAGCAUUAAAGAGGUGGAGAGGAUCCAGAUGGACAAUGAGCUUCUCAGACAGCAGAUAGAGGAGCUGAAGAGCGAGAACGCUCUUCUCAGAGCACAGCUGCAACAACACGGCAUUGAGAGUGUUACAGAGGCUCCGUCACAGUGAGAGAGCCAGAGAGAGAGAGAGAGCGAGCUGGAAGAACUGUGUGCAGUCCCACAGAACCAAACUCUCUGAGAGAGAGAGAGGGAGAGAGAGCGCAGAGGAAAGAAUAAAAUGAGCAAACUGCCGAAGAAGGCUUCUCUCCAUGGCUUGCUGGCUUCUCUCUCUCACUUUAUAGACUCAGCUUCAGCACCCGCCUGUGGCCGUUGGCCAUAGACAACCCCCCCCCCCCC
Chanos chanos (milkfish) is the source of this 1516-nucleotide messenger RNA. It is a transcript of the gene usf2l, whose product is annotated as upstream transcription factor 2, c-fos interacting-like. Gene Ontology annotation, molecular function: DNA-binding transcription factor activity, RNA polymerase II-specific; protein dimerization activity; RNA polymerase II cis-regulatory region sequence-specific DNA binding. The transcript is spliced from 11 exons. Gene Ontology annotation, biological process: regulation of transcription by RNA polymerase II. The record is from RefSeq and is a predicted model, not a curated record. The coding region runs from base 312 to 1289 and encodes 325 amino acids. Lineage: Eukaryota; Metazoa; Chordata; Actinopteri; Gonorynchiformes; Chanidae.